Molecule: messenger RNA, 551 nt
Organism: Chrysoperla carnea
Lineage: Eukaryota; Metazoa; Arthropoda; Insecta; Neuroptera; Chrysopidae
Product: bolA-like protein DDB_G0274169
Exons: 2
Coding region: 62-481 (139 amino acids)
Cellular component (GO): mitochondrion
Source: RefSeq, a predicted model, not a curated record
UCCACACGUAACUUUUUAUUAAAAAAAUCUAACCUAAAUCGUAAAUUUGAAGGAAAACUAAAUGUAUACUUUUAAAUUGUUAAAUCAAACAAAAUUUUGUAUCAAAAAUUCUAAGAGGGUAAUUCAAUUGAUCCAUACAAAAAACAUUAAAAACAUGUCUGAAGAUCAUAAACCUAUCGAAAAUUCAAUUCGUCAAAAAAUAACAAACGCAUUAAAAACAACACAUUUAGAAAUUAUAAACGAAUCGUACAUGCAUAAUGUACCAAAAAAUGCCGAAACACAUUUUAAAGUUGUCAUUGUUUCGGAUAAUUUUUCGAAUGUACCCUUAAUAAAGAGACAUCGUUUAGUAAACGAUUUAUUAAAAGAAGAAUUAAAUGGUGGCGUUCAUGCUUUAUCAAUUGUGGCAAAAACACCGGAACAAUGGCAAAAUAAUCAAACUAUCGAAUCUAGUCCAAAUUGUAGGGGAGGUUUUGGAAAAUAGUUCAAGAUUUUAGGCUGUCUAGUUUCAUAAUUUUAGUAUUUAUUUUUUAUUAAAGAUUAUUUUAUUAUCA